Messenger RNA from Vigna unguiculata (cowpea), 944 nucleotides. Its product is annotated as FKBP-like peptidyl-prolyl cis-trans isomerase family protein. NCBI's taxonomy places the organism in Eukaryota, Viridiplantae, Streptophyta, Magnoliopsida, Fabales, Fabaceae. The record is from RefSeq and is a predicted model, not a curated record. Gene Ontology annotation, molecular function: peptidyl-prolyl cis-trans isomerase activity.
UGCAUUUAUAAUGGAAGUUGCAAACAGUAACUAAUUCUGGGCUUGGUGGGUGAGUCCAUACUCAUCAGCAAGUACCUUACUUUUGGAUGGAGUCAUAGAGAUAGAUAAUGUUUUGUUUGAUGAUUGAAAUGAGUGGCCACACAAGUAUCAACCUUUAUUCUCAAUUUUCAAUUUGAGUAUGGCAGUUCUAUCUUUUCUCUUGGUUCCAUCUCCAUGUGCUGCCUCUGUGCAUGCAUCUCCAAGGUGCUUGGAGGAUGCAAAACUCAGAUAUGCUGAGUCUAAUAACAGAGUCUCCAUAUUAACAGUGAAAAGAUUUUCAAGAAGGAUGGUUCUUCAAUUUCUGGGGAUUAAUCACAUGAUAUGGCAUGCUUCUUCUGCUCUGGCUGCACCAAUUAUGCCAGACAUGAAGGAACCUGAACUCAUACGGACUUUGAAGCUACCUAGUGGAGUGAGAAUUCAAGAUAUUGUUGAAGGGGAAGGACCAGAAGCACAUAAUGGAGAUGUGGUCAAAUUCAAUUGUGUAUGCAGGCGUGCAAAUGGAUACUUUGUUUUCAGUACAGUGGACCAAUUCAGUGGAGAAAGUACACCUGUUACACUUCCCUUGGAUGAGAACCAGAUUAUAGUGGGCUUAAAGGAGGUCCUCACAGGCAUGAGAGUUGGUGGAAAGAGAAGAGCACUGAUCCCUCCUUCAGCAGGAUAUGUAAACGAGAACUUGAAACCAAUACCUGAAGAGUUUGGCCCUCGUCGCAGCCUUUUUUCUCAUGCACAGGAGCCGUUGGUUUUUGAAGUGCAACUCUUGAAAAUUUUGAGCCCUCCAAUUUAUUAGUUGUGCUUAUUUAUUUUAUUUUAUUUUAUUUUAAUUCUACUUUCAAUUUUAGAUAUCUUAAUUGUGGAGUCUUAUUUGUAUUUAAAUUAUACCAAUUGAAUACAUUUGAUGUUACAAA